Messenger RNA from Schizosaccharomyces octosporus yFS286, 4478 nucleotides. Its product is annotated as DUF1716 family protein. NCBI's taxonomy places the organism in Eukaryota, Fungi, Ascomycota, Schizosaccharomycetes, Schizosaccharomycetales, Schizosaccharomycetaceae. Gene Ontology annotation, cellular component: spliceosomal complex. The coding region runs from base 1099 to 2790 and encodes 563 amino acids. The transcript has a single exon. The record is from RefSeq and is a predicted model, not a curated record.
AGACCUUUACUUGAAAAACUUAUGGGAAAUCGUGUAUCAGUAAAGCAAUAGAAAUAGAAAUAGAAAUAUUUUCUUUUGUUUCAACGGGUUGAUGGAGUAUGGGCGUUAAGUUACAUAUUGCAUUCCCAACGAGGUUAUGGCAGGUGCAAAAGUAAACGUUGUCAUGCUCGUAUAUCCUCUUUUUAUUGUUUCUGUUUUAUAUUAUGAUACUGAAAAGGGAUAAUCCACUUUAGAUGAGAAUGCUUGAAUUUAAGCACACCAAUGUUCAUAAACCUAUUACAUUGGGCAAAGCUCUGGCAGACUCACAGGUUAUGACGAUGAACUUAUUUUAAGAUUUUAUAUUCUUCUUGGAUGUGCCAAUCUUUCGUCGAGACAUUGAGAUUUCAUUUGCUUUCGACUAGUAACGUAUGUUGAAAUGACCAUAUUCAUUACUCACAAUGGGAGGUAAUUGACUUUGCUUUAUAUGAAUUUUAUUAUCUUUAAAAGCUGUUAGGCUUCAAACAAUCCAAAAUACCUGUCAAACCCAUGGAGCAGCUUUGUAAAAGUCCCAAUAUGUUUCGUCAAGGCUUUCCAGUGUCCAUCUUAACUAAAGUAUGAAAUUUAUUGUUUAUUGCUUUAAUUUAUACAGUAAACAGGUCAUGUUCUUUGGAGACGUAACCGACUCAAUUCUCAGCAACUUGAGAGUAUGAUAUACUUGAAGCUUUCGGUACAAAGAUUUAGUUUAAGUGAUUUCAUUUAUCAAUUAAGAAAUUAAAAAAUGCUGAAGUUAUUCACAGUCGAGUUUUUUGAGUCUUCACCACACUACUUUUUUCAUUGAUCUUGCAACUAGUUACUGUGAGCAUGAAUUCUUUAAAAAAAGACAGUGUUUACUUUAUUUUUCCAAAACAUAACAUAACACCUUUCUUUGUUCAUGUUUAAUGUUUUAUUAUAUUUUGGUCCUUGCAGCUCUUCCCAUCUUAAACAUUAACCAGUUGUCUAUUAUACUCGCCAGUCAGGAGUGCUGUUCUUCAAGAACUGACAGGUUUUUUCAAGCUAAAACGUACAUUAAGUAUUGAACAUUGCGACUUUCGCAUACUUUGUGUUAAGAAAAGGAAAAGAAUGAACGUGGAUUCUAUAUUUAAAAAUGCCAAUGAACCUACUAAAAAGAGAACGCUUGAUGAUAAUGAUUCAACUGAGAGGUCAAUAGGCAAGCGCCGAGUGGAUGAGCCAGAAUAUCAGAUUAUGGAGGACGAAGAGGAGUUUGAUGAAGAGGGCGGUCGCUUUUUCGGAAGCGGAUUAAGUGAAAGAGAAAAGGAAAGUUUACAAUUUUUGGACCAGAAUGAAGGAACAGAGCCUUCUGUCGCAUUAACUCCUAAUGAACUCAAAAAAAAGGUUGUGAAACUGGAAAAAGUUUUGAACCAAAACCAAGAACUUCGUUCAAAGUAUCCGGAAUCCCCUGAAAAAUUCAUUGAGUCAGAAGCGGACUUAGACGAAGAGAUUCGCUCAUUUAACAUCAUAUCUGAAUAUCCAAGCUUAUUUCCUCUGUUCAUAAAAUUAGGAUGCGUCACGACAUUCUUGGAACUUUUAACUCACGAAAAUGCAGAUAUAAUGAUUACAGUAGUAGAUUUGUUUCUUGAGUUAACAAACGAAGAUAUUGAUGAUGACGCUUUAAGUUCUCUUUUUAAAGCUUCAAUAGAAACCGGAUUUCUGCAAGUGCUCGUCAGUGGACUAAAGAGACUCGAUGAAAAAAACGAAGCAGACAAACAUGGUGUAUACUCCAUUCUAUCGCUUUUUGAGAACCUUAUUUCGAUAGACAGUGAAGUAUGCUCGACGGUAGCUCGAAAAACCGAUUUGCUACAAUGGUUACUUCAGCGGAUUUCUGUUUCUGAAACUUACAUAUCACCAAAUUUACAAUAUUCAGUAGAACUUUUGGCUAUCUUCCUUAGCCACUCACAAGAGGCCCGCAAAAGUGUUUGUGAAUCAAAUGGUACAGAUUUACUACUUCGAAAAGUUAGUCCCUAUCGUUUACGCGACCCUUCCCAAGGGUUAGAAGAAGAGACCAUGGAAAACGUUUUUGAUUGCCUAUCUAGUCUUACACAGGAAGUUUACGGCAAAGAGUCAUUCAUGAAGGAAGAAGGAAUUGAGCUUUUAAUUCUAAAUAUGAAGAACAAAGGGAAAAGUAGAGAUUCUUCAUUUAAAGUUAUAGAUUACUUGCUGUUUGGACCCAUUUCGAUGCCGUAUUGUCAACGCUUUGUUGAAGCAGGAGGAUUAAAAUACAUUUUCUCUACUUUUAUGAAAAGUCAAAGUUCAGAAACAAUAGACCAUAUAUUAGCCAUCUUUUGCUCCUUAUUUCGGUCAUUACCAGCAGAUACGAUUGAAAGAAUGCGAUUUUUCAGAAAGUUUUCUGAAAGCAAUUACGAAAAAACGAGAAAAUGUUUUGCAAUAUUCUGUAAACUGAACGCUCAGUUGGAAAAAGUUAGUAAAGAAAGAGAUUCAGAUCAAACAAGUGAAACUGAAGAAGAAAAAUCCACUCGGUGGUUUUUGGUUCAAAUAGAUCAUGGGUUAUUUGCAUUUCAGUCGGUGAUUGUUAUUUUGGGGUGGCUAUCUGUUGAAGACGAUUCUAUGUUAGAGACAAUUAGAUUGCUAUUAAAGGAAGCCAAUUACUCUAUGAAUGAUUUAAAAGAAAAGUUACGCUCUUAUUAUGAUAGCCUAGAAGACCCUGCGAAUCAAAACGAAGAAAGUGAUGGUGCAUACAGAAUUGAAGAAAAACCCAUGAUUGCAGCUUUAUUAGACGCAUUUCCUGAAAACUGAAAUGCGAUAUAGCUAGGAUCAACAAAAGAUAUACGUUAAUGAAUGUAUAAAAACUUUAUUAGAUUAUCGGCAUAAUAGGAAAGAAUAGUAUAUAUAAUGGAUUGACCUACUGACCUCAAAAAGAUGAAAGGAUAGAAUUUUAUUCAGCCAAAUGAGAGUACUCCGUUUCCAUCAGUUGUUUUUGGAAGAACCUCUCAAGACGGUCAGCAUUCUUGUAGUAUGUUGUGCUUGGAUCAUUAUAUUGUCUGCAAUUAUUGAAAAUUAAUUUUGCAUCACGGAUGAAUUCUUCUACAGACUCAUAUUGAUUGUUACGAAGCCGAUAUUCCAUGGUUGAUAAAUCCACAGGAUGCUCGAUGACUUCGUAAUAAUCUGGAACAUCCUCCCUGUUCACUGGUUGAGCAAACGGCCAAGAGGAAGGAUGAUUUUGCAUUUCAGUGAAGAGCAUUUCCAACACAGCGAAGAACGGCUUAGGUUUUGGCUUUUUUGCCAGCUCCUCCAUUUCUUUACACCAUCCAACUUCCAUUAAACCUGGAACUUGGUUUGGUUCAAUAUGUGCUGGUCCAUUCUUGAAAAUGUCUAGUCCGGGAUAUACGAUGUUGGAACGAGUAAGUUUAUUUAUUUUCGAGAUUACAGCGGCCUUUUGGAUGGAUAAAAUGACACUCGCUUCCAAAUAUUUGAUUUUUGGGAGCAUGGUACACUGCAUCAACGUACCGCCUUCGUAAUCUUUUAUGUAACCCAUCCAGAUUUCUUUGGGCAAAUUAAUUUCCUGUGUAAACCCUUGCUUUUUAAAGUAACCUAUGGCAUAAUUAUCGGCAUACGUGAGGAAAUGCUGGAUUUUGGAAGUUCCACGAACAUAGUCUUUAAGAUGGUUCAUUAAAUGGGAACCAUAACCCCGUACUUGCUCAGUAGAAGCAAUAGCACAAAAAACAAUUUCGGCGAAUUCACGUUGUUCAAAAGGACGGUAAGUGAUGCCACCCACAACGUGCAAAUUAUCUUUCACAAUGGUCAUGGAUAAGUGAUUUCUGUCGUAAAUAAGUCUGGUAAUAUAUUCUUUUGGCAUUUUUGGUAGUUGUUUCAUGAAAAUAUUUUUUAAACCUGUCAACAUUAUAAAGCUUUCAGGAUUAUCGUCAUUUGCUACCACACGAAACUUUAUGAUUCCUCGCUUUUCUUCUAAAGCUGCAGGCUUUUCAAGAAUUUGAAGCUGGCUCACAUCAAAAUCUACUUUCAAGUCAGAUGGAAGCAAAUGCCGGCGUUUUCGAGGAUUUCCAUCAUCAUCCUCUUUCGUGGCCGAGGAUGAUUCGACAUGUUUAGUCAUAAUCGUUUCUUUGCUUUCUUCCCCAAGGCUAGUACUAGUAGGCUUGUCGAUAUCCAUCAUGGUAUUUUUUUCUUCCUCUUUCUCCGAGAGAUGGUUCGGAUUCAUCCUGUUUGUAAUGAAUUCCUAAUAUGAUCGUAUAAUCCUAACGUCCACACCAACUGAAAAAGAAAGAAAGCAUACAAAAUCUAUUUCACAAAGAGAACCAAAAGAAGCGAGAAAACAAGCUUUUUCUAAGUGAAGUAUUGGAAAACACUUGUAAGCACGGUUUGUCUUCCUUUUCGUUAUGCAGUACUAAAAGUAAAUAACCGAGUAACAGUAAAGAGAAAGAUAUGUAGAUACUGUUUAAAAUAAAAGCAUUUUCUUCACGAACUUC